UCAGAUCUGAUCGAUUUCUUCAUCAGAUGAUGCACUGAAUGUGUAAUCGAGUCGAGGAUUGAACAAACGCGAUCACUAGAAGCUUGACUGAUCGAAUUCGGAAUCGAGAUCAUGUCGUGCUUAGCCCUAGCUCUGCAACCAGCAAAUGGAUCCGACAUUUUGCUCCAAACUAGAGAAUGGUUUCCACCAGCAAGAGCCCUAAUCGCACUCUCGUAUUUUCGCCAAAUGCGUCAAGCAUUAGCUUCCUCUAAGAAACAGCAUCAGCAACAGUCGAGUCAGAAACAUAGCCAAGCUUCUUCUUCUUCGUCUUCCUUCGUUGCAGAUCCCGACGAUGCCGCGGCGGCAGAAUUUGUUGGUGAUGAUCCGCUUGCUGCUUCUAAUGGACAGGUUAUUGUUGGUGUUGAGAGCAAGUACCGUGUUGUUUAUAGAUUAGUGAACUCGAUCUAUAUCCUUGGUGUUACUGUCGCGGAUCAUGAUAAUUCGAUCAACGUGUUUGAGUGUAUUAAUAUUGUGAAUCAAGCUGUUAGUGUUGUUGUUGCUGCUUGUCGUGGAGUUGAUGUGACUCCCGAGAAGCUUGGACGGAAGUAUGCGGAAGUUUAUAUGGCGCUUGAUAUUGUCUUGCGUGGAGUAAGUGGUAUCCGUCUAUCGGCGAUGCUUGGUUCUAUGCACGGAGAUGGGAUUGCAAAGAUGGUUCACUCAGCUCUUGACUCUGAGAAUAAGAUCCGAGGAGGGGAUAGUUGGAUGGCUAUGGAAUCACACGCUGCAGAGCAUCAAGCUUCUGUGAACGCAUUCUCGAACGCAAGAUUCGAAUUACCUGCAGAGACCUUGGCUGCUGGAGACGAAUUAGCGGCGAGCUUGGCACCUGUCGUGCAAGAGUCAGAGCAACUGAAGGAAGAACCGGAACCGGAGAAUAAAGAUCCUUUUGCGGCAAGUGAAACGAUCAACAAGGAGAAAGAACUUGUGGGUGGGUUCAAGAAGACUAAGGAUCCGUCUUCAUCAGAUUUGACUUUGGCAUUGGCUGGACUAGAAGUGACUACAUUGCCUCCAGCUGAAGCAACACAGUCUACUCACAUCAAUGUGGAAGGAUUUGAAGGGCAAUAUGGUGGGAUUGAGUUCAGCAACGAACAGGCUACGAUUGGAGAAACUUUUGAAUCCUUUAGUGAUGCUUGGGGAGGUGGAUUGGAUCCGUCUGAGUUUAUGGGACCAAAGAAGAUUCAGAAGAAGGAAGGGCUCGGUGGGCUUGAGCUGUUGCACACAAGUGAUCCUAAGGCAGUGGAAAGCAAAGAUGGAGGUAAUCUCGAUAACUUAGUUAAAAAGCCUGAGAUGAAGGGUCCUGAAAUGUAUGUCUCUGAGGAAAUUAGAACCGAGUUUAGAGAAUCCUUGCUUGCUAGAGUAGGAUUAAUGGGUGUUAUCUAUCUGAAAACAAUGCCACCCAAAGGCUCUGGUGAAGAGAAAGAAACUGAGUUCUCAUUUCGUGUUGAGGGUACUACUGCAGUUAAGAGAUUUGCCAUGCAGAGUUCUCGGAUCAGUAGCUUAGGGAACGGGUUGUUUCAUGUGAGAACCGCUCCAUCAGAGGAACCAAUCCCUAUCCUAAAGUAUAGCUUGCAACCUAAACUAACCCCAUUGCCUCUUAGAGUCCGAAUGGUGAAACGAAUAAGCGGGACUUUACUCUCACUAAUGAUACAAUACGUCUCAAACCCGGAUCUACCUCAGCCUCUGAAAAACGUUGACUUUAUUCUGAAACUCCCGGUUGAUCCCACAUUGCUGAAGGUUUCACCUAAAGCAAUACUAAACAGAACCGAUAGAGAACUGAAAUGGCAAAUACCUGAGAUUCCUCUAAGUGGAACUCCUGGGAGACUAAGAGCACGGAUGCCUCUAGAUUCAGAGAACGGGGAAGAAGAACCAGAGAUCAUCUGCUAUGUGAAAUUCUCGGUUCAGGGAAAUACGUCUUUGUCAGGUAUCAGUCUACGUGCAGCGGCCGAGGGAAAUACAGAUUUCUACGAGGUAGAUCACAGGUACGAAACCGGAGUCUAUAUGUGCAAUUGAUAAGAUUCUCUCCACAAGAUCUACAUUGUUUAUAAAUUUCUCUAAUGUUCUUUGAGUGCCUUUUGUUGGAAAUUAAUCCUUCUUUUUUUUCUUUUUCUUUUUCUUUCUUUGGUGUCAUGUAAGGUUUUUGUGUACUUGUGUAUCUUGACAUCUCUUCAUUGUUGUUUUAUCUGUUUUACCCAAUUUGCUUUAACACUUUAUUACUGAA
Messenger RNA from Capsella rubella, 2254 nucleotides. RefSeq lists its product as uncharacterized. The record is from RefSeq and is a predicted model, not a curated record. Lineage: Eukaryota; Viridiplantae; Streptophyta; Magnoliopsida; Brassicales; Brassicaceae. The transcript has a single exon. Bases 112 to 2046 code for a protein of 644 amino acids.